ACAACAGAAGCUUUUACACUCAUUCUGCUUUGGGUGUUAGAGCUGAAAGGUCCUAAAAUUAAAAAAAAAAAACUAAAAAUAAGAAAAUCAAAAAUAAUUUGCCAUGUCAAGCGUUAUUAAGAAAGUUAUUCCGAUGCUGGAUCGCAUUCUGAUCAUGCGCGCUGAGGUGAAGACAACCACAGCUGGUGGCAUUCUUCUUCCAGAGGAGUCCGUUCCCAAGGAGAUGGAAGGUGUCGUUGUUGCCGUGGGACCCGGAGCUCGCAAUCCAGCCGGAGCUGGUCAUCUUCCAGUGGCCGUGAAGGAAGGAGAUCGCGUUCUCCUGCCCAAAUACGGAGGCACCAAGGUGGACAUGGAUGACAAGCGUGAAUACGUGUUGUUCCGCGAGGGUGACAUUCUGGCUAAGCUAGAGUAAGAGUUUGUCAAGCGAUAUUCGAGUUUGAGGCCGCCAUACACUAAACACAGCUAUACACGAAGGAAAAGAAUCUAAAUGCAUCUCCACAACCACACACAAAAGAGGUUAAAAAAGACAGCUGCGUUCGAAACUAAAUGAUUGAUGAAAUGUUGUAUUUGGUAGCUAAACACGAAACGGCGACAAUUCCAAUAUUACAAUAUUCAAUACAAUUAUAAACAUUUAGUUAGUAAGUACACGAAUAAUAAACAAUUGUUCCCUUUUGCGUUCGAAAGCAUGAA
Messenger RNA from Drosophila nasuta, 690 nucleotides. RefSeq names its product 10 kDa heat shock protein, mitochondrial. Bases 104 to 412 code for a protein of 102 amino acids. Gene Ontology annotation, cellular component: mitochondrial matrix; mitochondrion. The record is from RefSeq and is a predicted model, not a curated record. NCBI's taxonomy places the organism in Eukaryota, Metazoa, Arthropoda, Insecta, Diptera, Drosophilidae. The transcript is spliced from 2 exons. Gene Ontology annotation, molecular function: metal ion binding; protein-folding chaperone binding; ATP binding.